AUUAUCAUUUUAGGUCUACUAUGCGAUUUACUAUGGUCCGAUCCCGAUAAGGAUGUAACUGGAUGGGGUGAAAACGAUCGUGGCGUCUCAUUCACAUUCGGUCCAGAUGUUGUGGCGAAGUUUUUGAACCGACAUGAUCUCGAUUUGAUAUGUCGAGCACAUCAGGUUGUUGAAGAUGGUUAUGAGUUUUUCGCUAAACGGCAACUGGUUACCUUAUUCUCCGCGCCAAACUAUUGCGGCGAAUUCGACAAUGCUGGUGGUAUGAUGAGUGUAGACGAAACAUUGAUGUGCAGCUUCCAGGUUUGUGCUUUUGAAUGGUGA
Molecule: messenger RNA, 321 nt
Organism: Cylicostephanus goldi
Lineage: Eukaryota; Metazoa; Nematoda; Chromadorea; Rhabditida; Strongylidae
Source: the annotation of a GenBank genome assembly